Seminavis robusta is the source of this 995-nucleotide messenger RNA. The record is from the annotation of a GenBank genome assembly. NCBI's taxonomy places the organism in Eukaryota, Bacillariophyta, Bacillariophyceae, Naviculales, Naviculaceae.
GACUCACUCGAGAGCUCGAUCAAUCGAUCAUCUAGACUAUCUAUCUAUCUAUUUUCUAGCCUUCAUGCUCAUUCUGAAAGACCGCAAACAAAACUUAAAGCGAAGCAACCCACUGGCAUUUCACCACCAAGCUAACAACCACCAUGACCCCUUCUGGAGCCUUCGUUCCUCUGCAUAAUAACACCAUGACCCAGCCACCCACUGUGACUGCCACUGGAGCUGCUCUUGUUUUGAAUUCUCACAAUUCGAUGAAGACGACGACAAUGAACUUUACAUCAGAGUCCAGCAAGAUGCCAUCAUCCGCUUGUACAUCUACUUCUGCUACUUCUAGUAGUAGUCGACAACGACGCCGCGUUCGAUUCUGUGAACAAGCGAAUCAGCAAAGGUCGAUUGACUGUAGUUUUUCACAAGACGAACACAAAGUGCUGUGGUAUUCGCAACAAGAAUUCCAAGCCAUGAAGUCGAACCGCGUCAAGGCCGUGGCAGUGAAACAACGCAAUACUAACUCGUGUUGUUGUGCCGACGAUCUGCGAGGAUUGGAAAAGUUAUUGCCCAAUGGCCGACAUUUGCUGAAACACCGACGCAAGACGCUUCGUGCCAUUGUGGAAAUGUAUCAUCAAAUAGACAGCAUUCCCUGUCCAUCCGAUCAAGAAAAAGACGAACGGGAUGAAGUCCUUCGCUCCUUUGCCGUCUCCAAGACACGCUACGCCCAACACACGGCCAAGUAUGUGGCGGCGCAAGAUGCCGCGGCGGCACUCUGUGACGACUGCUGUGGCAAGCAGCUCUCUUCAUCAUCAUCAUCAUCCUGUUACAGCAGAACUGCUACCGCCAGGAGACAGCAACCGUUCGGUGCCAGCAAGCCCUUGACAGUCUCAACAGUGAACAGCAACAGAAGAUCACUGGUACAACGUCGUGUGCCAAUGCGAGCCAAAACUGCAUAAAUACACAAUAUAGAGUGCUAAAUAGUUUUCUAGAAUAUACAACAGCUCAGCCCU